Molecule: messenger RNA, 2558 nt
Organism: Ricinus communis (castor bean)
Lineage: Eukaryota; Viridiplantae; Streptophyta; Magnoliopsida; Malpighiales; Euphorbiaceae
Product: probable beta-D-xylosidase 5
Exons: 7
Coding region: 29-2440 (803 amino acids)
Biological process (GO): xylan catabolic process; arabinan catabolic process
Cellular component (GO): plant-type cell wall
Molecular function (GO): xylan 1,4-beta-xylosidase activity; alpha-L-arabinofuranosidase activity
Source: RefSeq, a predicted model, not a curated record
UUAUCAUCUUCAUACACAAACCCAAGCCAUGGCCAAAAUUGUCGAUUCUCUUCUUCUUAUAUGUUUAAUCUGUAUUAUCAUUGUCGAAUCUGCUACAGCACGAAAUGCUCCAUUAUUAGACAGCAAUACAUUAAACCAUGAUGAUGCAAAUCCUCGUGGCUCAAGCUUCACCUAUGUAUGUGAUUCUUCAAGGUAUGACAACCUUGGAUUGGACAUGACAACGUUUGGCUUCUGUGAUUCUUCCCUUUCUUAUGAAGUUAGGGCUAAAGAUUUGGUGAACCAAAUGACAUUGAAAGAAAAAGUGCAACAACUCGGAGAUCUUGCUUAUGGGGUGCCUAGGUUGGGUAUUCCUAAAUAUGAGUGGUGGUCUGAGGCUCUUCAUGGUGUCUCUGACGUCGGUCCAGGAACAUUCUUUGAUGAUCUUGUUCCUGGUGCCACUAGUUUCCCUACAACCAUACUUACUACAGCAUCUUUUAAUGAGUCUUUAUGGAAAAAUAUUGGUCAGGUUGUUUCAACAGAAGCAAGGGCAAUGUAUAAUUUAGGUCGGGCAGGAUUAACAUAUUGGAGCCCAAAUGUAAAUGUAGUAAGGGAUCCUCGAUGGGGAAGAACUGUUGAGACACCCGGUGAAGAUCCAUAUGUUGUAGGAAGGUAUGCUGUUAAUUACGUAAGAGGCUUGCAGGAUGUUGAAGGUACUGAGAACUACACAGAUUUGAAUACUAGGCCUCUUAAAGUUUCCUCAUGUUGUAAGCACUAUGCCGCCUAUGAUGUUGAAAAAUGGCAAGGAGUUGAACGCCUUACCUUCGAUGCCAGAGUGACUGAACAAGAUAUGGUAGAGACAUUUCUUCGACCUUUCGAAAUGUGUGUCAAAGAAGGAGAUGUUAGUAGUGUGAUGUGUUCUUUUAAUCGUGUCAAUGGGAUACCUACUUGCGCUGAUCCUAAGCUUUUGAACCAGACUAUAAGAGGAGAUUGGGAUCUUCAUGGAUAUAUAGUUUCUGAUUGUGACUCAAUUGAAGUAAUGGUUGAUAACCAUAAGUUUCUUGGUGACACCAAUGAGGAUGCUGUUGCACAAGUACUUAAAGCAGGCUUGGAUUUGGAUUGUGGAGUUUACUACACCAAUUUUACUGAAACUUCAGUGAAGCAAGGACAGGCCAGGGAGGAAUAUAUAGAUAGAUCACUGAAAUACCUUUAUGUAGUGCUAAUGAGGCUAGGAUUUUUUGAUGGAACUCCCCAAUAUCAGAAGUUGGGCAAGAAAGAUAUUUGUACUAAGGAAAAUGUGGAGUUAGCUAAGCAAGCAGCAAGAGAGGGAAUUGUUCUUCUCAAGAAUAAUGAUACUUUACCUUUGAGCAUGGAUAAGGUCAAAAACCUGGCAGUGGUUGGCCCUCAUGCUAAUGCUACCAGAGUCAUGAUUGGAAAUUAUGCAGGUGUACCUUGUCGAUAUGUCUCUCCUAUUGAUGGGUUUUCUAUUUACUCAAACGUGACUUAUGAAAUUGGAUGUGAUGUUCCAUGCAAAAAUGAGAGUCUAGUUUUCCCAGCAGUUCAUGCUGCAAAGAAUGCUGAUGCAACAAUAAUAGUAGCUGGGCUGGACUUAACAAUUGAGGCUGAAGGUUUGGACAGGAAUGAUCUUCUACUUCCUGGGUACCAAACUCAACUGAUCAAUCAGGUUGCCGGUGCUGCCAAUGGCCCUGUUAUUCUUGUGAUCAUGGCAGCAGGAGGGGUAGAUAUCUCUUUCGCAAGGGAUAAUGAGAAAAUCAAAGCUAUUUUGUGGGUUGGAUAUCCUGGACAGGAAGGUGGCCAUGCUAUUGCUGAUGUUGUUUUUGGCAAAUACAAUCCUGGAGGAAGAUUACCGAUUACCUGGUAUGAAGCUGAUUUUGUUGAGCAAGUGCCUAUGACAUAUAUGCAGCUGCGGCCCGAUGAGGAGUUAGGUUAUCCGGGUAAAACAUAUAAAUUUUAUGAUGGUUCAACGGUUUAUCCAUUUGGUUAUGGACUUAGUUACACCACAUUCAGUUACAACAUAACAUCCGCAAAGCGAUCAAAACAUAUAGCACUGAAUAAGUUUCAGCAUUGCCGCGAUUUAAGAUAUGGAAAUGAAACCUUCAAGCCUUCAUGCCCGGCAGUUCUAACUGAUCAUCUGCCUUGCAAUGAUGACUUUGAGUUGGAAGUUGAAGUCGAAAAUACAGGUUCAAGAGAUGGCAGUGAGGUCGUGAUGGUUUAUUCUAAACCCCCGGAAGGAAUUGUAGGAUCUUAUAUUAAGCAGGUGAUCGGUUUCAAGAGGGUGUUUGUUCAAGCUGGAAGUGUUGAGAAAGUUAAUUUCAGAUUCAAUGUGUGCAAGAGCUUUCGAAUUAUAGAUUAUAAUGCUUACAGUAUUUUACCGUCAGGAGGGCACACCAUUAUGGUUGGGGAUGAUAUAGUUUCAAUUCCUCUUUACAUCAACUACAGUUAGAUUGCUCCUGUUUCCUUUUAGAAUCCAGGUUUAGUUAGCUUAUUUUCUGAUGUUACUUUUUGAGUUUAGUGUUUAGAUUUUGAAAAGAAGGAAAUAAAAAAAUUAAUUGUUUGUCAAA